Morus notabilis is the source of this 1401-nucleotide messenger RNA. Its product is annotated as putative dihydroflavonol 4-reductase. The record is from RefSeq and is a predicted model, not a curated record. Bases 149 to 1177 code for a protein of 342 amino acids. The transcript has 5 exons. NCBI's taxonomy places the organism in Eukaryota, Viridiplantae, Streptophyta, Magnoliopsida, Rosales, Moraceae.
UAUAUCCAUUUGCAAAGUUGAGAUCACUUGAGAAAGAAGUCAAACUACAAAAUAACAAUAACAAAACUAGAAAUUUGGCUCGAAUCAUAUACAUUUAUAAUAGCUCCGACUGAAAAAUACCAAUUAGCUAGAGAGAGAGAGAGGAGAGAUGAAGAAGAUACUGGUAACCGGCGCGUCAGGUUACUUGGGUGGUAGGCUUUGUCUCGCCCUCCUGCGAAACGGACACUCCGUUCGCGCCUUGGUUCGGCCGACCAGCGACCUCUCCUUCCUGCCUCCGCGCUCCGCCGACGGAUCCGACGACGCCGCCUUAGAGAUCGUUUAUGGAGAUGUCACCGAUUACUCGUCUCUUUCACUUGCCUUCUCCGGCUGCCACGUCAUCUUCCACGCCGCCGCCCUUGUCGAGACCUGGCUUCCAGACUCUUCCAAGUUCUUCUCCGUCAAUGUAGGAGGAUUGGAGAACGUGUUGCGAGCGGUUAGAGAAACGAAGACGAUAGAGAAGGUCGUCUAUACGUCGUCGUUUUUUGCUCUGGGACCAACCGAUGGCUCAGUCGCGGACGAGACUCAAGUCCAUCAAGAAGAGUUUUUCUGCACGGAGUACGAGCGAUCGAAGGUUGCCGCGGAUAAGAUUGCGUUACGAGCUGCCACGGAGGGGUUGCCAGUGGUGGUUGUUUAUCCCGGAGUUAUCUACGGCCCGGGCAAAGUCACGGCGGGGAAUAUAGUUGCUCGGCUGAUUAUCGAACGCUUUAAUGGGCGGCUACCUGGUUAUAUAGGCCGCGGACUUGAUAAAUAUUCCUUUUGCCAUAUAGACGAUGUUGUGGAAGGACACAUUGCAGCAAUGAACAAAGGUCAAGCAGGUGAGAGAUAUCUACUAACCGGAGAAAAUGCGUCGUUCAAGCAUGUUUUUGAUAUAGCUGCUAUCAUCACCGAAACAAAGAGGCCUGCAUUUAACAUCCCCCUCUGGUUGAUUGAGGCGUACGGAUGGGUUUCAGUUAUUUUCUCACGGAUUUUUGGAAAGCUACCUCUGAUCAGCCCCCCGACGGUGUAUGUUUUAAGACAUCAGUGGGCAUAUUCGUGUGAGAAGGCGAAAGUAGAGCUGGAUUAUAAACCCAGAAGUCUGAAGGAAGGAUUAGAAGAGGUCCUACCCUGGCUGAAGAACUUGGGAUUGAUAAGUUACUGAUGAAAAAAGCCAAGCCUUGCUGAAUGCGUCCUUGCCGCUCUCACUAUUUUUUGUUUUUUGUUUUUUGAGUGAUGUUGUUUUAUUGUGACAUUUCAACAACAUUCUGUCUAAAUAACAUUAACCCUGUGACCGUACUAGUUACUACGGUUAUGGCAUGAAAAAUUAUCAUUAAUUUCCCUAAAGUAGCCUGACAGAUAAUUUUAGAAGACAUUUAGUUGGAUGAU